AUGAAGAAAAAGUAUCAAGGUUCUACUAGAGUGAAGCGUGCACAGCUUCAAGCCUUAAGAAGAGAUUUUGAGACAUUAGCAAUGAAGGAUGGUGAAUAUGUUUUUAGUUAUUUUGCAAGAACAAUGGAGAUAAGCACCAGGAUGCGAUUCCAUGGAGAGAAGAUGAAAGAUGUCACCAUUGUAGAAAAGAUUUUGCAAUCCCUAACACCAACAUUUGACUAUGUUGUCUGUGCAAUUGAAGAAUCCAAAGAUUUAGAUGCACUUUCCCUUGAUGAAUUGCAAAGUUCCUUGUUAGUACAUGAGCAGAAGAUGAACCGAAGUUCAAAUUUGACAGCAGAAGAGCAAGCUUUGAAGGCUUCUACCAACACUCAUUCCAUAGGUAGAGGAAGGGGUAAAGGUAUAGGCAGAGGAAGGGGUCAAGGCCGUGGCAGAAGCAACUAUAGAGGAAAUCAGCACCAAUAA
Messenger RNA from Glycine soja, 462 nucleotides. RefSeq lists its product as uncharacterized. The transcript has a single exon. Lineage: Eukaryota; Viridiplantae; Streptophyta; Magnoliopsida; Fabales; Fabaceae. The coding region runs from base 1 to 462 and encodes 153 amino acids. The record is from RefSeq and is a predicted model, not a curated record.